Messenger RNA from Xyrichtys novacula (pearly razorfish), 10545 nucleotides. Lineage: Eukaryota; Metazoa; Chordata; Actinopteri; Labriformes; Labridae. The record is from the annotation of a GenBank genome assembly.
CUGAGUGUGGAAAAACGCGGAAGCGACAGGCGGAAGGAGCCUCGGCGGAAGCGGUUCGGUCUGUCAAGGGAGGAAAAAAUUGACACAAAGAGGUUAAUCCCACCAAAACAGCACCGAACAUCCCCCCUUUUUCCUUCUGACACCGGCGUCCGCUGCGAUGAUCCUGUUAGAAAUCAACAACCGCAUCAUAGAGGAGACGCUGGCGUUGAAGUUUGACGGAGCUUCAAAUGGGUGAGAAAAUCAUCGGUACACCUAGCUAACCAUGCUAACGCCAGCUAGCCUCCCCUGGAGCCUCUCAAUGAAGCUGCACACGUUCAAUUCCACUAAAAAGGCUUUCUACACAAUUUGGACCAGUUUGCACCAUUGCUCGUGUCAGAUAGAUGCCCUUAUUUGCUGUAAAAUGAUAAAUUAAGAACGCUGAAUCGGUGUGCUGCUACACUAGGACUGGUCCGCCUGAAGCUGGGGUGUGUCUGCACGGUCACUACAUGACUGAGUUUAUGACUCAAAUCAGGUUAAAUCAUGUUUUUGGUCCCCUAAAAUCCACAAAAGGAGAAUACUAAUGAUAUUUAAGUUAUUAUGCAGCCGCAAACCUGACAUAUUAAAUCAAAUAAUCCGUAAUUUGAGGUUGCAUCGUAUCACACUGAGCUGGCCGACCGUCGUAAUAAUCUUUAUUAUUUAUCAUUCAUCCUCAAAAUUAAUUGUACAAUUUAUUUUUAUUACUCAAGCAAUUUUUCUCAAUUUUUAAUUUGCAUUUCUUUUUUAUUUCCCUGCUUUUUAUUUUUAAUUUUACAUCGCUUUUUUCGCAGUCAUCGAAUACGCUGACGCCUGACGUCACCACGUAAAAUUUUUAAUUAAUCGCUCCAACGGUCCAUUUUUACACAUUUUAUAGGGUUUAUUCCGCUUAACAACACACAAACACAGCAGAUGUGGUUAUACUCUCCUUAAAUUCGCGUUUUUACUGAGUUACGGCUGUUUUAUGAGGUGUCCAAACCCAGCUGUCUCCUCUCUGCUUCCGCAUUCUUGUCGUCGAGCUGAGUCAAGUCUGUGCAGAGGCAGCAGCUUCUUCAAACAUGCAGAGUAUGUAAGAAAGGAGACACCGUUAUGCUGGUUUUAGUGUGGAGGCAAAGAAAAGAGGGAGCCCUGCAAGAUUAAUAGAUGAAAUGAAGACAGUUUGGGUAUGAAAAUAGGCAAAAAUUACACUUAAGUGGAGAGUAAGUACUAUUUAGUCAUAGGCAGCUUUUCAGUUCCCUGUUCACUUUCAUUACCCCACAUCCAGGACUUUCACUUACUGUAAAGUCUGUAAUUAUUUCCAGAUAAAUAAUUCACCUUUAGGUCUGUAAAAGGUCAGUGUAUUAUCCGUCCAUUCAAUAAUUUCAUUCAAUCUAGUAAAAGAAAACUAAAAAAACGAGUCAAUAUUGUGUUUAUUUGCUUUUCUAUAAAAGGGUCAAUGACGCAUAAGGUUUUUCAACAUGCCAAUUUUAAAAUAGCAAAAAUAAGAAUGUAUUUUGCAAAAAUUCAAACACUUAGGGUGUUGUUUAUACAAAAUUAAUGUUACAUUUUUAAAUUACACAAUUUUAGUGUGUUUUCAUAUAGAUGAAUUGCAUGUGGGAAAUGGGGGACAUCGAUAACCCAAAAACGAAAAGUAGAUUUAUUAUUUUGUUUUUGUUUCCUUCUCUAUUAUAUAUUCUGUUUUGAGCUGAAAAUACAAAAACAAACACUAACCUCUUAUUUUCUGGUUAUUUUUAGUUUUUGUUUAACAAGAUAUUGACUCGUUUUUUUGUUUUUUCGUUUACUAGAUUGAAUGGAAUAACUGAAUGGACGGAUAAUACACCGUCUGUAAACUAUCGAAAGAUUUCUUUUUUCAUUUUAAAUAAAUAUGACUUUGUAGCAUGGCAACAGUGAAGGAGGUUUCUGGAUUGCAUCAAGACAAAGAAGCUGAAUUGAAACAUUUUAGACAGAGGCUGAAAUGAGGGUUGAAAUAUACUGGUCUAAAACAUUUAAAACGACCACAAAGCCAUCAGAAGCACAUAAUACAGCUUUACAGUUAGCUUUACAAUUAAAUAUAUUGAAUUUGUUUGGAUUUAUUUUUAAAAUUUCACCACGAAAAGCUGCAAAUUCCUCCAAAAUUAAGACGCUAGGACCAGGAACUCCUCUGCUUAUUGUGAUAUUAGUGUUUGUAUAUGAUUUUGAUGCUCAUAUGAGAAGGAGUUUUGACUCCAACUCACAAUAUUGUCUUAUCUUGACUGUUUUCUGUAUGUCUAAUGAAUCUUCCAACUCUGAUUUGUCUUUACAGAACCAAGCCAGAAGCUGUCGAUGUGACGUUUGCAGGUAAGAAAACCAGCUUCGAGUUAACGUCAUGAAUGUAAAUGUCCUUUUUUGGGUGCAGUCGCAAAGCUGCUGCUUUUGAUUCGGGGGAAGGAAGUCAAGAUUUUACACUCUAAAUAAGUUAUGGGCUAUUUUUGGAGACAGAUUUUUCAGCUGUGUCUGCUUCUACAUGUGUUACUGUUACGUAAUCAGCCUGCUGUGCACACUAAGCCCUGCCAGUCAUCUCUGCACAAUGAUGGAGUAUGCACCAGAAGUCUUUAAAACUCAGGCUUCAAUGUUGCUCGUCUCCCGCUGCAGAUUUCGAUGGCGUCUUGUACCACAUCUCCAACCCCAAUGGGGACAAGACCAAAGUGAUGGUCAGCAUCUCGCUGAAGUUCUACAAGGAGCUGCAGGAGCAUGGAGCUGACGAGGUAGGGCAUAAAAAAAGCUUCCUUAUACCUGUCCGGACAGAAACGGGGGCCUCACAGACAUAAAUUUAAAUCCCAGCUUCACAUUCCUCGACGUAUGCGUACACACCUUAAACACUCUUUUUACGCAGAACAGGAGAUCUGCUUCUUCAGGAGUCUGAAAUUCGGCUCUUGUUAUUCCAGAGCGGAUAUGUUUGUCUUCGAGGUCUUUAAGUUGAGUUUUAGAGUUUACAGUUUUAGUUUUAUUCAUGCACUUUUCCCUAAAAGCUUCACACAUCAUCCUUUUUGUGGUUUUUUAUGCAUAUCAGGGCUUGACACAAACUUUUUUCACAAGGAGCACAUGUUGAAAAAGUAAGAACUUUAGAGGCACAAUGAAAAUUGAUCCAAUAAUGUUUGUCUUAUUGGUCGCCAUAGGUACUACUAUUUCAAAACAAUCAAUCAAACUUUAUUUAUAAAGCGCUUUUCCUACAGGAAUGUGACUCAAAGUGCUCUACAGUCUUGUUAAAAACAAAAACAAAAAACUAUCCCACAUGCCCCCUUACCACCCCACCCCACCCCCCACCUACACACACAUAUCGAGGCUAACUAGAUGAAUGAAAAUAAAACAAAUAAAUAUCAAUUAAAAGUAGUGCUGCAACUAGCAAUUAUUUUUUUGUCAACUAAUCUAUUGACUAGUCGUCUGAUUAAUCACUAUCUUCUUUAUUUAUAAACACCUAUUUCCGGGGUGUCGGCGUUUCAGGUGCUCAUGCAUCGCCGUGGUGCUGCCAUGGUAGGAAAGCUGAGCUUUGAUCAACGUGUUUUUUUGGUUUGUUCUCCGUAAAAUGUUCCCAAACUUUUGAAGUUUUGGGUCGGAGUUUUGGAGCGUCUUUUUCAGUUUGUUCUGCCAUAAUGUGUGCACUCUUCUUCUGUGUUUGCUCGCGGGAUGUAAACAGCGAGCGCUACUGCCCCCAGCACAUCCUGUAGUGCACUGCAGUUAUAGAUGAGCAUGAGGCGCCGGCAUGUGAUUCUUAACAACAAUAACACGCCACGUCGAAGCUUCGUUUUCAUGUCGCUGAAUUUGUCGUGUCGACGUAAUCGAUUACGUCGACUAAUCGUUGCAGCCUGAAAUUAAAAGCGAAGCUAAAAAAGUGGGUCUUGAGCCUGCUCUUAAAAACAUGAAAUCAAUUUUAAGUCUUUUGGUCACAUGACAUGGAAUCUAUUUAAGGAAAACAGCCUUUUUUGAGAACAUCAACCGGUAAUUUAUUGAAGGUCCCUUAUUCAACACCUGACGUUGACAGCGAGGGUGCUGAGUAGAUUUAACCGCGCUGCUGCUGUUACCCGGUUAUGGAGAGUGAGAAGACUCCGGAGGAUCUGCAGUACUGUAUUUUUCGCACUAUAAGGCGCACUUCAAAUCCUUGAAUUCUCUCAAAAAUCCUCAGUGCGCCUUAUGUACUAAUCCUGGUUGUGCUUACUGACCUCGAACCGAUUUUAUGUGGUACAAAAAGCCGUGAAAAUGUUUUAUUACGACUUCGGUAAACUAUGAAGCCGCACAGCCAGAUGGCUUGUCGGAGCACUGCAGCUACCGUAACCUGGCGGAGUUAUUGAAUGAGUUAAAUAAAUGCGUUUUUCCCUCUUUGUGUUUUUUAUGCAUAUCUUAAAAUUUGAAGCUCUUUUUUUUUUUGCGAAGAAACACAGGUGCAACAAUAAAAACCUCACUGCAGAUGAAUCCAGGAAAAGAGCAGAAGUGAAUGAGCCUCUGAUUACCAUCUAAACACAAACACACCUCCACCAAUAGAGCUCCGUUGCCAUGUAAGGAAGAAAGCAGCUGCCGAGGCUUCUGCUCGAAACAGGAAGUGAGCGUGAGUGAGUCACCCCAGGCGAGGAAGUGCUGACUGUGAGGAGUAGCCGCUGCGUUUGUGUGUGAGAGAGGACGUCUUGGCCGGCGUCCAGAUCCGCUCAACUUCCCCUCUUGUUCUCCUACGCUGAAAAGCGGAGGGGGUGGAUGAAUGGAUCGGCAGUGUCACAGUCAGUCAUUCAGCCUGUGAAACGUCCGUUUAGAGCGCUCUGUUGGCGCUCGUUCUCUUUCACACUGACGUUCUUUUUGAUCAAAUUCAGCACAGAUUAGAAAACCAGUCUUUCUUCUUGACUUUUGCUGGACUUCAGAGUGUCGUUCAUUCUCCUACCACCUCACUUCAUUCCACAGUGACAGGUAUCAAUUAAAGAGGCCCCCGCGCUGAGAUUCGAACCUCUCAAUAACACACACACACGCUCACACACACCUCCUCUCCUUUCCUGUCUUUUGUCGUGCUGCGAGUUUGUUUAGCCGUCUGGCUCCGCUUUUAUUAGUGUUGACAUUUCUGCUGCUUUCUUCCCAUCUCUUAAACCACCUGCUUUGUCUCCGAAGGAUUCCCCCACAGGCUAUGAAACCGAGGAGCAUGUAGCUUUUUGAUAACUAAAGGCUGGCCUUGAAAGUGCCUGUUAGAAAAAUGAUCGAGUCUCUCGGGAAGUGUGGGAACCUCUUCUCCGCUCACAGAUCAAAAUAUCCCCAAACUCACGUGCUUUAUCGAUUUCUUUGACAAGCUUUUAAACCCCUGUUUCUUCUUCAAGAUCCAUUUUCUCAUCAGGUUUCCUCUUAGAGUUCGAGUUGUUGCCGUCUGUGUUGUGGUUUUUCUCUGAAGCCCUUUUUUAAAAAAUGUAAUUAAAGCAGCGUGACACAAAUAAGAGUUCUCUUUUUUUAAUUUCAGCUGCUCAAGAGGGUCUAUGGGAACUUCCUGGUUUCACCAGAGUCUGGUAAGUCCUUAAAAAGGUCACUCUCCUUCCUGUAAAGUACUGUACUGUGUAUGAACACCUUUAACAAAAACAAUGUUCAGUUUUUUAAGUGCUUAGUAUCCACUGAUUUCCAGGUCAAGAGUUGUUGUAAAUGCUUUUUAAAAAAUUGUAUUCGUUGUUUAAUUAAACGUGGCUGAUUAAAGCUCCUGUAAGUAAUUUUUAGGUAUUUAUGAAACAAAGUAAAAUUGAUGUUGAUGCUUUUUUUAUGACUUAAAAAAAGCAAAUGAGACUAUCAGUUACAGUAUUGAUCAUUUCUAAUUGAGUGUUUAUAAUGUUUAAUAUUGCUGGCGGAGGUGGUGGGUGUCAGUGAAGCUGUUUAUCCUCAUUCUCACAAAAAAUAAUGGGGGACACUUCAUGUUUGUGGUAUUUUUGAAGUAAAAAUUUAAAAAAACGUAGAAAUGAAAAUGUUCAAAUACAAAGAGAUUAAGGUUUCUGCUCUGCGUCAAAAUCAAAACAAACAGGAAGUUCCUCACUGGAGCUUUAAAGGUUGUUGUCUCGCUGUAAAACAGGAUGUAACUAUAACUCAAACAUACAAAGUCCAAAAUGCCUCAAAUUUUAUAUUUAAGGUUAAAAUCUCAGCUACAUGUGAUGUUAAACUCGAUUUUUCACUCUUUGUAAUCGACUUGUUUUCCUUCCAGGCUAUAACGUGUCCCUCCUCUACGACCUGGACGCUCUACCAGCCAACAAAGACGAGGUGGUCCACCAGGCGGGUAUGCUCAAGAGGAACUGCUUCGCCUCUGUGUUCGAAAAGUACUUCAAGUUCCAGGAGGAGGGCAAAGAGGGCGAGAAGAGGGCCGUGGUCCACUACAGAGACGACGAGUCCAUGUACGUGGGAACACGGAUGCGUCUCCUUUCUGUGACGCUCACUAAGCUUGAAAUCAUUCGUACUCUGUUGUCUGUUUGGGACCUUUGUUUUGCAGGAGGAUUACUCUGUCAGUCCCGGUUCCUUUGGGGGUCUUUAACCUUUGACUCGUCGUGUGUUUUCAGGUAUUUGGAGGCCAAGAAAGACAGAGUGACGGUGGUGUUCAGCACAGUCUUCAAAGACGACGACGACGUUAUCAUCGGCAAAGUCUUCAUGCAGGUACGUGAGGUUGACAGCUGAUGAAAGACGGACAUGUGGUGUGACAGACAUUUACUUUGACUCGAUGGCGUUCAUCCCUCUUUGUUGUUUCUCUCGCUAUUACUGCGCAAUAGAAAUAGUUAUUGUAUGGCGUGAAACCACAAAACUACCAGUUAGGGUCUUUGAGAAAUUUGUUAGCAUUCCCAAAUGUGUGAAUUACAGGUUGAGGACUUUCUGAAUGUUUGACUGACAUGUUGUUUACCUAAUUAGUCUCUCUGGUUGUAUUUCUCUCAACAUUGAACUGAAAAUAAUUAAAGAAGAGCGGCUCACUCACUGAAAACCGGUUCUGUUUUUGUGCUUUCUGUGUUUAAAGGAGUUCAAAGAGGGUCGGCGAGCCAGCCACACAGCCCCCCAGGUGCUCUUCAGCCACAGGGAGCCGCCCCUGGAGCUGAAGGACACAGACGCUGCCGUCGGGGACAAUAUCGGAUACAUCACCUUCGGUUGGUACCAUGAAAACAUUCGCUGAAACUUUUGUUUCAAAUUGAUCCUCAUGUUGUUGUUGUUGUUGUUUUCAGUGUUGUUUCCACGUCACACCAAUGCCAAUGCCAGAGACAACACCAUCAACCUCAUCCACACCUUCAGGGACUACCUGCACUACCACAUAAAGUGCUCCAAGGUCAGUCCAGCUCACCCGAACGCCGUCGCAAACUUUUAACUGUUGAUAGAAAUGAUCAUUGAGGAAACUCAGGCUGUAAACACACCAUAAAGCCUCCUCUGUAAUCGUCGAGGGUUUGUUGAUCACAUCAAACGAAGGUCUCCACCUGACGACAAGCUCGCCCUGCCACUCUCAGUGUGUGGGCGCAAGCGUACACAUUACUCACAAUUUGAGACAUACUUUGAAUGGUUCCUCUAAUGGACUCUUCUCAACUGUAAGCCCUAAUCAGAGCCAUUUUUUACAUGACUGACAUUUCAGAGGCUCCGUGUGGUUUUGCAAGCUGCUGCUGCUGAUGCAAAUAAUGGAAGUGGAUGUUUUGGCAUCAGACAGCAGGGAGUCUGUGUGGGCGACACAGCCAGUGGGUGGAUUUAUGGGCAGCUGACAGACUAACAGGAGAUUAUACAGUACUCACUUUCGUCCCCGUCUGUGGUUAAAAUGCCGCACAUGUCACAAAUGCUGACCACUCGGUUUUCAAAAUAAGGAAAAAUCUGAAAAAUGUCGACACUUGCACCUGUAACAAAAAAAACAACCUCAUUAUCGAGUUUGUUUAGAUUUGUUCCAGAUUAUUUGGGGGCUUAUGUAAGCGUUUUUAAACUGUGUUUAUUGCACAAGAUCUCCCCCACACAUUGAGUUUUCUCUCCUGCAGGCCUACAUUCACACACGUAUGAGGGCCAAGACGUCAGACUUCCUCAAGGUGCUGAACCGGGCUCGACCUGACGCCGAGAAGAAGGAGAUGAAGACCAUCUCGUACGUAGCCUCCUCUUGUUAACUCAGACUUUUUUAAUCAUAUCAGGUCAAUUUAAAAUCAAAUUAAGAGUAAAACCCCAAAAUAAGACAUUUCAACAACAACAACUACAAGAGGCUGCUAGCUGAGCUGCCUCUAAAUUUAACUGAACUGUUUUGAUUUUAUGAUAACUGAAGAUGAAGACUUUAAAGGGUUAAUUAUGUCUUACUAAUGUGGGACGUUAACACCAGUUAGUUAGUGUUUUUGAUAAUGGCAUAUUUUGGGUGAGGGGGCUGCAAGCUGAACUGUAGCUAAAGUUAAUAUAAUAAUAAUAUAGUCAAGAGAGUAUAGUCAAGCCUGUCAAAAAUGUGAAAUGAGCAGUUUCAGUGCAAUGGAAGCGUUUCUGCUGAAAACACAUUCAGGAGGCUGCUAGCUGAGCUGCCACGAAACGUAACUGAACUCUUUUGAUUCUAUGAUAACUGAAGAUGAAGAUCAUUAAGGGCUAAAUAUGUCUUUCUAAUGUGGGAUGGUUAAAAUCAGUCAGUAAAUGUUAAAUAAGCAGCCUCAGGUGUAAAAACACACAGUAUUUUGAUAAUGGCAUAUACAGGGGGGGCAGCAAGCUGAGCUGUAGCUUAAGUUAAUACCAUAAUAAUAUAGUCAAGAGAGUUAAAGCCUGUUAAAAAUGUGAAAUGAGUAGUUUUGGUGCAAUGGGAGGGUUUCUCCUGAAAACGCACACUCAGGAGGCUGCUAGCUGAGCUGCGAUCCAGAAGAUGCUCAACUUUUUCAUGAUGACUUCAGAUCUAGAAACUCAAGAGUGUGUAAUAUUAUCAUAAUAAUGACACAUUCAACACAGUAAACGUUAAAUUAGCAGUUUCAAAUGCAAUGGAAGGGCUUCUCCCCAAUUUUGGCAGCAGAAUCGGCACAUCCUUGGGUCUGCCAGCUGAUCUGCCCCCUAAAAGAAGCUCAACUUUUUGGAUUGAGAUAUUCAAGGGUGAACAAACUUCUUACUCAAGUUAUAUAAACCGUUUCAGAUGCCAAAAAAGAAAAAAAAUGCUCCUCCUGACUUUUCUGCAGAAACCUAACAUUAAGGGAGCUGCCUGCUGAGCUGCCCCCCAGGGUUACUCUCCUAUUUUGAGGGGAUUUAACAUCUAAUAAUUCCAAGUCUUUGGAUUGUUCCACAUUUUUUUCUUGUGAUUUUUUUUGACGUUAGGUUUUCUGUUUUGAGUGACACCAACUGACUGCUUGUACGCCGAUUACUCAAUCUUAAAAUUGAGCUCAUCUGUCGUUAAGUUUUCUCACGGAUACUUGAAACGAAACUUCUUUAUCAAACAGACGUGUUUGUUCUGCUGGUGAAACUGGCAGACUGGUAUGAGAGCAGAUUAUGUUUAUUGAUUCACAGGAAAAAAUCCUCUUUAUUAUUGUUGGUGAUACAAAUUUUACAAUGAUCCAUAUCUACGUUGUUUUAGAGUCAAGCCUCAUUGAGUACAUCAUCUAUCUUCUAAGCCUUCUCUUCUGCAAUUCAACUCCACUCUUGAUAAAACUUGAAUGAUUAAAGCAGAUGGAAGAUGAAGAUAAGAUUAAAUAUCUGAAAGGUCUCUCUGAUAGGAUUAUUUCCUUAUUUCGGUGUAAGCAGUCUGCACCUGUGUAUGCUUUAGUGGUUUCGAGGUGUGUGGUUAUGUUUGACUGUUUUUGCAGUGUUUGUAGUGAGUCAGGGAGGAAUUUUUACAGCCUUCAGCUUUUUUAAAACCCCUGAACGGUUGCACAUGCAGUUUUUUUUUUAGGUCUGGGAUAAUGGGAAAAUAUGAGCCAUCAGACGACAGAGAGUCUUUGUUCUGUGGUUAAUGUGUAUGUGGAGGCCCACAGGAGCUGCCGCCCUGAGAAUUUUUGAGGAACUCACAUUGUUAACGACUUAAAACACACAUAUGAGUCAAAGAGAGACAUCAGGUGGAUUAAAGUAUGAAAACCAGUUGUUGUUUUUUCUUCAACGUGUCUUUGUUGGAUUCAUUUUAGUGGAAAGACCUUCUCACGCUGAGGCUGGAUCCAAACUCCCCCAGAGGACACGCCCAAACGCGCUACACUGAGACUCAAACGCCACAUCGGACAGGACUCGAGGACGCAUCAAAACGCCCCCCUUCGCCCCCGCCCAAACCCCAAAAACCGUGUCCAGUCUUUUCUUCUUUUUUUUUUUUUAAACGAAUAAUAAUGUUGGCUCUACGUAGGAAAAGCCGCGGUUCAAGAAAAAUGGAAAAAAGGGCAUUCCUUGCUUUGCAUAGUUAAAGAGAAUUAUUAGUCCUAUAUAAAUAUAUAUAUGAAAAAUUGAAAUUUUUGAUACGAUAUCUUUUACUCCAUUUGGUACUCUUGCUUGCCCCUCAACCCCCAACCAUGCAAUAUCCACAUGUUGGAUGAUUUCAACCCCCCUCUCCUCCCUCUCCCUCCCUGUGCUUUCAUGUUGUCUGUACCAUUGUCAUUUAAAAAUAAAUCACUCUUACAAAAAAAAAAAAAAAAA